Polyodon spathula (Mississippi paddlefish) is the source of this 3398-nucleotide messenger RNA. Its product is annotated as cdc42 effector protein 3-like. The coding region runs from base 366 to 986 and encodes 206 amino acids. The transcript is spliced from 2 exons. The record is from RefSeq and is a predicted model, not a curated record. NCBI's taxonomy places the organism in Eukaryota, Metazoa, Chordata, Actinopteri, Acipenseriformes, Polyodontidae.
CCUGCUUUUCACUUCUGUACUUCUGCACACCUUUGGGGUACGUUAGUCAUAGGAGGUAGAAGAGGUUUUCACAGGAAACUAUACAGAUGGCAACCUAAAUACAAGUUAACUGGGACAAUAACUGCUAUUGAAUAAAACAAACUUUAAACACAGCGAUAAGGAAAAGGUGAGGGGAGAGAGGGAGGUUACAGAACCAUGAAUGUCACACAGGAAUGCUUGGGGUUUUGAGUCUUUUUUUGUUGUUUUAUCCUGCUCAGGGCUGCCUCCAGAAGAGAAUCUCCAGGACUAGCAUCUUUAACCAAAACUUUUACUGAUCUGUUCACGCUGCAAAAAUCACACAAAAGCUGUAAGAUACAAAACAAAAGAUGCCGAGAAAGUCCUCCUUGUUCAUGAGAUCCUUGGUUGCCAAAAGGAGCAGAAAGCAGAAGAUGAAGGAGGUGCUAAAUGCAGACAUGAUCAGCAUGCCACUGGGGGAUUUCAGGCACCUGUCCCACAUCGGGAGGGAUGAAGACCCGUUUGGGGACCUCUCCUUCCUGCAGGGGAGUCACAAACUCCUGAAGAGCGCCCAGAGCGAGCACAACCUCCUCAUAGCCUGCAACCCCCCUCCUAAACCACCCCGGAUCCACAACGACAGGCCACAGUCCCCACACAGCGGCCAGCAGACAGAGCUGUCAUUCAGCACAAAGAAAUACUCUGUCUCCAUGUCAAUGCUGGACAAUCUGGACUCUGAGGAGUCCUGGCAGGAGGGUAUAGAGGACCAGGAGGAGAGCAGAGGACUGGCGCUCACUGACAGGGCAACAAAGCAAGACCCCAGCUUGGAGAAAGAUACCAAGAACAAGAGUCCUCACAACUCUGAGCCAGAUCUCUAUCCCUAUCCAGCAUUCCUGGAUCUCGGACCUUCCAUCUUGGAUGACGUUCUUCAAGUUAUGAACAAACAUGAAUGUAAAUAUUUGCUUCCAUCUGAUUGUGGGGGAAAUUUGAAAUAAAGUCCUCCUGUUUCUGCUAUCUGGGGUCAGCCUACUGUAGAUUUUUACAGUAAGGUUAAGUGAAGCUGUGCUGGUAUUGACUGUGGAUACAGUGGAGGGAAGUGGUGUCUAAGUGGUGCAGCUGAAGUUGUGGUGGUCUCAAUUAUUGUACCCUUUUAUAAUUUAGCACAAAAUAUGCUGAAACCAUUGAAUAACUUGUUUAAAAAGUGCUUCAAGAUUAUUUUGUGAAAUGAAGAAAUCUGACAAAAUAUAAAAGCUUUCAUCAUAUAAAGAAAACUUCUGGAAUACAUGUGCAAGCCUUCUUUAAACUUAGACACAUAACUGGAGGUCUUGAUGUGUUCUUUCUGUCUACAUUCAUUCCGAUAAAUCAAUCUUAGGAAUGUUUGUUUUACCAUUGAGUGAAAGUUUUAGAGCAGAGGGUUGAGUAGCACAUACACCGCCUCACAGGGUAAACAUGUUCUCUCACACAAGAUUCUACUAAUCAAUAGAGAAUAUCAGCACUUUUCACGUCCUCUUUUUAGUUCUGAGUGAAGUGCUUAGUAACUUCAGAAUGUAUAAGUAUGUGUCAAGCUAGGUGUGGUACUAAAAAAAAACAAACAAAAGUAAUACUAUAAGUGUUAAAAGUGUGUACUUCCCACACAGACACAGAAAGGUAUAGUACAAAUACACACACAAAAAGCUGUUUUAUCGAAUCCAAAAACGUCAUCAAAACGAUUAUAUAUGCCUAUUAGCUGCCCCCCCCCCACAAAAAAAACAAAACACUACUUCUAAAGAAAUAUUUAAAAAAGAAAGAAAAAAAGAUCAGAUAUUUAGAUCCUUUAGUGAUACUUUUCCAUUUCUAGAAAUCUAAACCACUUCUAAUGACAGAGAAGGACACCCUGUUAUAACAAUGUGUUAUAUUAGUUCAGUUGACAUGUUUGCUAAGAAUAAAGGACACAUUACAGGACACUUAAUGCACAUUGUUACGUCUUACAUUUUUAUGAAACCUGUAAAACCGGUUUUGGUACGGGGUAUUGUUUGCUAGGCAUAUCUGUGAAAAAGUUCACUCACCCCAAAUUCGCUUUACGAGAACCACUUCUCCUAGUAAAGGCUACCUACAUAGAACAACCAUGGUGACCACUGUGAAUGAACCACGGUAAAAUCACCUGUUUUAUUAUGAACAAGUCUGACUGAAUUGUCUUCACCGCGUUACAACACUACCACACAUUUGGCUUUGUGUGUGGCUGUUAAUACGACAGUAAGAUUCCUGUGUUGAAAAGUUGUACUCAAACCUUGGAAAUGAGUAAUAAAUUUAAAAAACAUAACGUCUGAUCAAAUCUGGUAAAUAUUUAAACUCAUUUCAGUACCCUCAAGGUAAAAUUCAGUUUGCAAAUUACAUUCUAAAGAUAGAUUACAUAAGUGUUGUGGUAUCUGAAGUUUCUACACAAUGGCGUCUGUGGUCCUGACUAUCCAGUGGUGAAAGAAGCAAUUUUCUCUCAACCAGAACACCACACAGACCCCUCUACCACGCAACACUCUGCUGACGUCCUUCUGCCAGAGGGCAGGAUAAAUAAACAGAUCGCUCUGCUUUCCAGAACCAAUGGAGAAAAGGGGGCAACUUGAUGGAGCUUGUUUGUUUAAAAUAAAACACUGUUGUUUUAGCUGUAAAUUUUAGCUCUUAACUCCGUUUCUGAUCCAAAAUAAGAAAUAACAAAAGAAACGCGACACUUCCACAUGUGCUCUCGCCAUUUUGUUUUGCAGUAGCUAUUCGUUAACACUGAUGAGCGUUUAAAUGCUACCUGCUGAACAAAUACUUGUGUUUCCCCACUAAGCUUAUAGCUCCCGGACAGACCAGCCAAAACAUACUGGCAUUAAUGGAUUAGGGAUUGGAUUUGUAUUAUUUUUAGUCUUCUUUCAAAACAUGGACCGAAAUGCAGGGAUUGUGUUUGUCUGUUAAACUAUAUGGGGAACACGGUAGGAAUCACAUCACUGACAGCAACCAGGCAAUCAAAAAGCAAACAGAAUGCUUGGGUAUAUAACCAAAAGUGCAGAGUACAUAUCCAAGAGGUUAUGAUGAGGUUGUAUAAUGCACUGGUGAGACCGCAUGUAAGAGUACUGCAUCCAAUUUGGCUCAGUCAUGAAAGAACACAUUGUUACAGCUAGGAUUCAAAGAUAUGAGACAUUUUUCUACAGCAUUUAAAAAAAAAAUAAUUCUAGAACAAGUACACCAUGAUAAAGUAAUGGUGUAAAGAAUUGGAAUCUCAGCCCACUGAAUUCAAUGGAAAAGGGUCGACAUGAGCUGCACACCAUAUGGUUCAAAGCUGAAUGUCUUACUAUUCAACGAAAGAGCAAGCUCUCUGUGUCUUAUGCUGCUGACAUCAGAAUUAUUACCUCAUCAGCAGCUAGGAGGAGAGCCAUUACAGCCUGUAUAGA